UCGUUGCCUCCUCAGAAGCGGGGGCUGGUGGCAUCAGCUCCGCCGCCGCUGUGGGAAGCUCCCGCUGCGGUUGCCCGAGCGCUCCCCGGCCGCGGUGCUCUGGAGGCGCCUAGAAAGGGAUGGCGGCUUGUGGCCGUGCCUAAACAUCCCCUGUGACACCGGUGCCUGGUGGUCUCGGCGCUGUCGCGGCAGGGGAGAGGCUGGAUGCGCACUUGGGGAGGCCCAAAGAAGCCCCCAGGCCGGGACUGGCAACGUUCGGGUUUCCGUCCUCUCGUUGAGCUCCUGGCUCGUGGGGUUUUGUUGCUUCAGUCUCUUACAUCCCUCCGUGGCUGAAGGAGGGGUUUCGUGGUUGCACCAGAAUGGCACAGAAGAAAUACUUAAUAGCAAAACUGACAAGUUGCCUAAGAGAAGAGAAAAUUCAGCUAUGGAAACCACCAUAUACAAAUGAAAAAAAAGAAGCUGGUAAAGAGAUGAAGGAGCUUGUACAAAGAUACUCAACCAAGCUGAAUAUCAAUGAGAACGAUACAGAAAAUAUGCUUGAAGAAAUACGGUGUAAAGCAAUUGAGCGUGGAACAGGAAAUGAAAAUUUUAAAGUGACUGGGAUUGCGAGACUUGAUAUAUAUCUGCCUCGUAGAAAAAGCAGAAAGAUCCAACUGGAAAUUAACCUGUUCGCUACAGGCAAGGAGCUCAGAUCACAGAUAGCACAGGAACAUGCCUUGAAAGAAAAUGCUAUCAAAAUAAUCAUAAAUAAGAAGCAGCUUGACCUGGGCAAAACCCUUGAAGGCCAGGGUGUAACACACAACGCAAAAGUGAUGGUGCUUCAGCUGGAACAGAGUGAUGAGGAAACUAAAAGAAAGGUUCAGGAAGAAGAACUUCAAUGCAGGAAAGAAAAAGAAAUAAAGGACAAGAUGCAAAGAACUAAGAAGGGUUUGGAAAUUCUAGCAGAGAGAGAGGAGUACUUGGAUCCAGAUUCUGUUCCAUACCUAGAUAUAGCUAAUCAGACUGGAAGGUCAAUUGAGAUUCCUCCUCAAGCUAAAAAAGCGCUUGUGCUGGCAAUGGGUUAUCAUGAGAAGGGCAGAGCAUUAAUGAAGAAGAAAGAAUAUGAAAUAGCCCUGCCAUAUUUGUUGGAUGCUGAUAAACACUUCUGUGAGUGUAGCGCAGAACUGCUGAACACCGUUGAUAAUUACGCAGUGCUGCAGCUGGAUAUAGUGUGGUGCUACUUUCGCCUGGAGCAGCUGGACUGCCUGGAUGAUGCAGAGAAAAAGCUGUCCACAGCGCAUAGAUGCUUCCAGAGGUGCUAUGGGGAGAACCACGAAAGACUUAUUGAUAUCAAAGGAAGCUACGGUCGUGAGAAGGUUUUAUUUCUACGGCUUUACCUCCUUCAAGGGAUAGGACACUAUCACAGUGGCAGGGAAAAGGAGGCGGCUGAGUACAUUCAGAAGGCAUCUCGUUUAUAUGAAGAGCUGUCCAUAGAUCCUGAUAAAGUUUAUCGCCUGUCGCUCCUGGGAUUCUCCGAACAGGAAGCCCGCCUUGCCCUGCGAGCGUGCCAUGGGAAUGUGGAGCAUGCUGCCAACCUUAUCACCAACAGGAGAGAGGAAAAGGCACAGAUAAGGAGGGAGGAGAGAGCUAAGAGAAGGCAGCGACUAGAAGACAUAAACACCUUGAAAAGUAUGGGCUAUUCAGAGAGAGCUGCUCAAGUAGCUCUUCAUAAUACACAAGGAAACCUGGACCAAGCCUUUAAGUUUAUUCUCGACAAUCCAGAGUUACUGUUGGAAGAUGAUGAUGAUGAUCCUGCGGCCGUGGACCAGUUCCAGGUUUCCCAGGAAAGUAUUGAUCAUCUGAUGUACAUGGGUUUCAGCCGUGAGUCGGCAGAGCAAGCUUUAAAGGUCUUCAAAGGCAACAUCCACGUAGCUUCCCAAACCCUUGCUCAUUAUGGGGGAGUUCUUCCUGCUUCACUGCAGCUGUCUCCAGAAGGGUCCAGUCCAUCAGAAGAAUCGGCUUCAUCAAAAGACUCACCUACAGACUCUGCAGGUUCUUCGGGUUCACCGACAGAUGAAGACAUGGAGACUGAUGCAGUCAAUGAAAUCCUAGAGGAUAUUCCUGAACAUGAAGAGGAUUAUCUGGAUUUAACGCUGGAGGAAGAGGAACAGAUCAUUCAUGAAUACUUAUCCUAUAUACAAGUACCACAGCAUUAAAUCCCAUUGCAUCUACUUCAGUUCUGUGUAUUUACCUUGACAAAUUGAGUUUGGAUUAUAAAUGCACCUUCAGCUUAUCUCUUACUAAAUGCCUCGGAUUCAGUUAAACUAUAGGUGGAACACUUAAUUCCUGCUUAUUUAUAAAUCUGCUUAGAGCCUACAUUUGUGAUACAUUGUAAUUUAUCGUCAUAGCAGAAGAAUAGAAACAUUUAUUUUCAGAAGAAAAUUUAAUAGAACUAAACUAUAUUUUUAUUGUGAAAUAAGUUAAUUCACUUAGUAUUCAAGUAAAGAAGCAUUUCUAUACCAUUUUAAAAUACCAGCUUUAAAAAAAAAAGUUUGUAAAUCAGAAAUGAAGUUCCUGAGGUUAUGGAGGUAUCCACUUACAAACUGUUCUCCUUUUCUUCUGAAAGAUUUCUAAGGGUCACUUAUGUAUCUGUAGUGCAUGGAUCCCUACUGUGUUCUGCUUGUCACUUCAUGCGGGUGUCACACAGGCAAUAAAGGUAACUACGUGCUGCUUCGG
This is a messenger RNA of Phalacrocorax carbo (great cormorant), 2715 nucleotides long. NCBI's taxonomy places the organism in Eukaryota, Metazoa, Chordata, Aves, Suliformes, Phalacrocoracidae. The record is from RefSeq and is a predicted model, not a curated record.